Truncatella angustata is the source of this 2190-nucleotide messenger RNA. RefSeq lists its product as uncharacterized. The transcript has a single exon. Lineage: Eukaryota; Fungi; Ascomycota; Sordariomycetes; Amphisphaeriales; Sporocadaceae. Bases 142 to 2064 code for a protein of 640 amino acids. Gene Ontology annotation, molecular function: protein binding. The record is from RefSeq and is a predicted model, not a curated record.
CGUCACCUUGGUCGGCACACUUGCCCAGGUUCUCCAUAUCUUUUUCAGCUCGGGCAGUUUUCCUUAUUAAGAGAUCUCCGUGUCGUGAGUGAUACUUGACGGACAUUCUCACUUACUAAUGGUGGAUUCUAACUGGAAGUCAUGGUAGCUGCCGACGCGCACAGCGAACUCUCGCAGUACAUUGCUCGCUUGCUGCUGGAGCGCUCUGACUGGCCGCUCGACAGUUUGAGUAACCCCGUGCUGCGCAUCGAGGCCUACCUCGAAGAUAGUCCCCGGGCCGGCGAGAGUGAAACGGUGGCGUUUAGGAGACAGCCCACGCCCGUUUUUAGUCAUGUUGUUGAUCUGGCAAGCCUCAAAAGGAGGAGUAUAAGAGUGUCCAAGCCUCAACCAACGAAUGCCGGCGAGGUAGAAUCACAAAGUCCUGGGGAUACAGUCACUACAGUAUUACCCGGUAGAGGCCCAACCGCGCCCGAGGCAGAUGAUGAUGAUGAUGAUGACGAUGAUGAUGAUGGUGAUGAUGAGUCUGAUGCGAACUCGGACAGUCAACGAAAAGGCACUGGUGGGCUCAGACCAGCCAGGUCAGAUUCGGCUAUUGUCGAGGAGACAGAUAGCCAAAGACAGAUUCACAGCGGGGACAAAUUUCCCAAGCGGCGGAGAGUGAAACCCGAGGGUCAUUUUCUGCAGCCUUCGACCUUGGACAAGCUGAUCGGCGGCAUCUGGGAGCAGCUCCACGGCAGCGUCAGCCUUGAUCCCCAGAGUCUGGUCGAACAGCUCCAACUCAAAGGAAACGAGAGUAGCGGCGGAGCGGGCGGGCUCGCUAUGGCGCCUCCGAUGACGGCCACUUUACGACCUCUGAAGGCGAAAGGCGGCAGGGCCGAGGUGGCAGGGCCUGAGACACCCGAUGCAUUUAGCAGGAGCAACAUCUUCUGCCGGCAGGUGACACAGGCAAGCCGGGCCUGCCGGUCUCUCGAGGUCAUCGUGCAGGCGCGCUGGGUCGAGCACUUCGACGCGUAUGUAGACAGCUGGGCUCACGCCAACCCAAACGUGCCGCGGAGUCGGUAUAACAAAUCUGCACUCAUGGGAGCGUGUGCCGACUUUGGCUGGGCGGAGAAGGAGUUGAGGAACAAGAUGUACGUGUGGCGAGGGUACAAAGAGAUCAAAGACGCUGGUGGGUGGGCGGCCCUCGUGUUUGCCGGCAUGGGUAUCUACAGAUUCUGCAAGUACCGCAUCGGCUUCGACAGGGAGAGCAUGCAGCGCCUGAGAAAUCUGAAGCCUGCGAUGGAGGUCGCGGCCGACACAAUGCACCCGCAGUGGCGGCAGCUGCUCACGGUCGUGGGCGAGUCCCCCGAGAAGGCGUUCCUUGGGCAUCAACAUGAUUGGGUUGUACAGCUGGACGGGAAUGAUCCCAUCCCGCUCAGGAACACGUAUCUUCAUUGGGACCCGCAAUUCAGUUACCGUCAGCUGGAUGAGGCGGUCGUGGACGAAGCGGCCUGGGGCUGCGAUGACCCGCGUUGGUCGGCGCCCCGAGACGACGUGGUCCGGGCAGCAGCACUCCCGCUGUGCGAUACAUGCGAGAAAGAGCAGUCCGACAACCCCAAACUGAACAACUGUUACUGCUUCCCGACGCUUUUCGGAUGCGCCAGUUCGACCCCCAGCCCUGUGCUCGUCUUCAGGACGGCGGACGGCAAGAACAACGGCCUCCUCGCUCUCUGCGCUUUCGAGCGCGGCGCGCCGAUUGGCGAGUUUGUCGGUCUGAUAACGAAAGGACUUCGCGACGUUGACGUGAUGGAGAGCUCGACGCCGACGUCGAGCUAUCAGAUAUGGCAGGGGCGGCAGGGAAACUUUACGCGGUUCGUGAAUCAUAGCUGCAAGGCUAAUGCGCAGUAUCAGCGCUUCUCCUGGAUGAACACGCAGAGGAUCAUCUUGGUGAGCAAGGGGAUCGAUGCAGCAAUGGAGAUCACGGUGGAUUACUCGGAGAAGUAUUGGAAAGGCUUGGAUAAGAAGUGUUUGUGUGGGGAGAGUUGUUGUAGAUAUCGGAAAGGAAGCAAGGGUAAGAAUAGCUGAGAGUCAUUCAUACAGACCAAACUAGUGAAGGCGAAGUAAUAGACGAUAAACAACAUAUAUAUAUAUAUAUGAUGGCUCUCUUGUGCUAGCGUCUUGUAGGCAAGAGCGAGUCCCAUCAGAUGAAAA